AUGUCACUCACAGUCAAAGGCAAAACCGCUGUUGUCACAGGAGCAGGCUCAGGAAUAUGCUAUCAUUUCUCCAAAGUCCUCCUCGAGCGGGGAUGCAAUGUUGUCAUGGCCGACCUUGCUCUUCGGCCUGAGGCGGCCGAGUUACUGAAGGCAUUCCCUUCUCAGGCUUUAUACCAGCCGACCGAUGUCACAAAAUGGGAUCAACUCGAUCACGCAUUUGAGGUUGCUAAGAAGGAAUUUGGAGGCUAUGACAUCGUGUGCCCUGGUGCUGGCGUAUACGACCCGCCCUUUUCAAACUUCUGGCACCCAGCCGGCACAGCGUUAUCAAAAGACGUGCACAGCGAAAGUCGUUUCACAAGCCUUGACAUCAACUUGACGCACCCGAUCUACGCAACCCAAAAGGCCAUUGCGCAUUUCACAGAGAACAAGAAGCCAGGAUCUAUAGUGCACAUCUCGUCUAUCGCAGCACAAGGCCCAGUCUUGUCGGUACCCAUGUACUGCGCAGCCAAGGCUGGAAUAUCCCAUUUCGUCCGGUCGCUCGGAGGUCUUGAGACACCUCCCGAAAGCACCAACCUGGCUAGCAUCCGUGUGACAGCAGUUGCACCGGGAGUGAUCAAAACACCACUGUGGACAGAGCAUCCAGAGAAGCUGGCGUGGAUCGAUGGCGCAAAGGACGAAUGGGUAGAGCCUGAGGAUGUUGCGUUGGCAAUGCUUAGUCUGGUUGAGAAGGAUGAAUAUGUUGGAGGAACGGUUUUGGAAGUUGGAAAAGGUCAAACAAGAGAGGUCCAUGUUCUCAAUGAUGUUGGGCCAUCUGGCUCGGGACAUACCGUCAGCGGCCUGAAGAAGGGCGUAGAUGAGGUUUGGGAGAUCCUUUCACAAAAGAGCCAUAGCUGA
Messenger RNA from Fusarium musae, 894 nucleotides. RefSeq lists its product as uncharacterized. Bases 1 to 894 code for a protein of 297 amino acids. Gene Ontology annotation, cellular component: cytoplasm. The record is from RefSeq and is a predicted model, not a curated record. Gene Ontology annotation, molecular function: oxidoreductase activity, acting on the CH-OH group of donors, NAD or NADP as acceptor. Lineage: Eukaryota; Fungi; Ascomycota; Sordariomycetes; Hypocreales; Nectriaceae. The transcript is spliced from 2 exons.